Molecule: messenger RNA, 496 nt
Organism: Amborella trichopoda
Lineage: Eukaryota; Viridiplantae; Streptophyta; Magnoliopsida; Amborellales; Amborellaceae
Source: RefSeq, a predicted model, not a curated record
GCUUUUCCUAAUUGGUUUACAAAAAUAUGGCAAGGGGAGUUGGAAGAGCAUCUCCAAGCUCGUCAUCAAGACCCGCACCUCGACUCAGGUUGCGAGCCAUGCUCAAAAGUAUUUUAUACGACAAAAGGCACUGGCAGAGAAGAAAGAGAAGAUGCGCGCAAGCGUCCAUGACAUGAGUGUCGAUGAUCUUGAUACACAAGCGAAUGAGGAGUUGAGCUCAACUGAGUUAGUCUCGGAUAUGAUGCAUGAGCUCUUAAGGCCGCAAGUGGAACCUACCCAAACUUAUGGGUCCAUCCCGUCCCCUAUGGCAUACGAAUUCCCAAUGCAAGAGGCAUCCAUGUUACCAUUAGACGUCAUGCCUUUUAGCCAAUUUCAUCCUUGGAAUAAUGAUGACCAUCCGCAUAUGUGUGUGCAUGAUCUUGAUACACAAGCUACUAAGGAGUUGCGCUCAACUGAGUUAGUCUCGGAUAUGACACAUGAGCUCUUGAAGGCGCAA